AUGAACUUCAAGAUACUUGAGGUAUUCAAGACGUCAGCGUCCUUCACAGGGGGCAAGCAGUAUAAGGUAAGCGCUGCAAUUUUAUCCUCCUCCCAGUGUUCUGGGGAAGUCUCUCAAAGGCCCAAGGACAAGAGCGCGUAUUUCUGUGUUGCCGGGGAAGAUGUCGGUUUGGGGCCAAGAACUGAGGUUGGAGUGGACCGGCGGGGGAGUGCUGUCUUCUCUGUGAGCCUCCUGCCUGCUUCCCUGGACCCUCCAGCAAGGAGACAGCCACCUGGAGGCUUCCUAUGGUGGGGGCACAUUCUCCCCAGCUACGUGGACCCAGCAGGCCACAGCCCUUGGCUAUGCUAUUGCACAGUGUUAUCUGAGGACUGGGUCUUACCCUCUCUUCCUCGCAGACUUUCUCUGGAAGCCCUGAGUUCCUGGCCUUUCUGUGAUCCCCACCUUUCCCAUCGCCCUCCACCAGGAGGGAGGGUAAGUCCCUCCAGCUUCCAUCAGCCACACAGCCCUGCCCACCUUUGCCAGGACAGGGCCCGGGCUGUAGUUCAUGUGAGAAAUUCUUCACUGGGUGGUGGGGACAAUUCUACAGGUAACGUCCCUGGAGGAGGGACAGAAGCAGAAGAUUUGCUCACUUGGACUGUGUGUGUGCCUGACGAGGGGAAACAUGUCAAGUUCUUUAUCAAGGCUUCUCUCCUGGGUAGCCCCUUCAUUGACUCCCAGGCUCUAUGGCCCUGAGGUUUAGAGCCUGACCAGCAUAGACACAGCCCCUAAAGCCAUGUAUGUUUUACUGGGAAUUGCCAGAGAAAAAAACAGUGGCUCAGACUGAAUUCUAUUUAUUCCAGUGGGCUCGCUGCAACAAAAUAUCUGUUAAUGGCUAAUAAAUACAUGAAAAGAUGCUUACCAUCAUUCAUUAUUAGAGAAAUGCAAAUCAAAACUACA
Messenger RNA from Odocoileus virginianus texanus, 936 nucleotides. NCBI's taxonomy places the organism in Eukaryota, Metazoa, Chordata, Mammalia, Artiodactyla, Cervidae. The record is from RefSeq and is a predicted model, not a curated record.